This is a messenger RNA of Perognathus longimembris pacificus (Pacific pocket mouse), 2633 nucleotides long. RefSeq names its product TOR signaling pathway regulator (gene Tiprl). The transcript has 7 exons. The coding region runs from base 110 to 928 and encodes 272 amino acids. Lineage: Eukaryota; Metazoa; Chordata; Mammalia; Rodentia; Heteromyidae. The record is from RefSeq and is a predicted model, not a curated record. Gene Ontology annotation, cellular component: cytosol. Gene Ontology annotation, biological process: TOR signaling.
GGAAGUCCCGGGGGUUGGGCCUCUGGGAGGCAGAGAAGCCGGUGACGGCCGCCGCAGCCGCUGCCGCCGCCUCCGGUUUGCUGUGGCCUCCUCGGGCUCCUCUUAGGCCAUGAUGAUCCACGGCUUCCAGAGCAGCCACCAGGAUUUCUCCUUCGGCCCCUGGAAACUGACGGCGGCCAAGACUCACAUCAUGAAGUCAGCGGAUGUGGAGAAAUUAGCCGAUGAAUUACAUAUGCCAUCUCUCCCUGAAAUGAUGUUUGGAGACAACGUUUUAAGAAUCCAGCACGGCUCUGGCUUUGGGAUUGAGUUCAAUGCUACAGAUGCAUUAAGAUGUGUAAACAAUUACCAAGGGAUGCUUAAAGUAGCCUGUGCAGAAGAGUGGCAGGAAAGCAGGACUGAGGGUGAACACUCCAAAGAGGUUGUUAAACCAUAUGAUUGGACCUAUACAACAGAUUACAAAGGAACAUUACUUGGAGAAUCUCUUAAGUUAAAGGUUGUACCUACAACAGAUCAUAUUGAUACAGAGAAAUUGAAAGCCAGAGAACAGAUUAAAUUUUUUGAAGAAGUUCUUCUAUUUGAGGAUGAACUGCAUGAUCAUGGAGUUUCAAGCCUGAGUGUGAAAAUUAGAGUAAUGCCUUCUAGCUUUUUUCUACUAUUGCGGUUUUUCUUGCGAAUUGAUGGGGUGCUUAUCAGAAUGAAUGACACGAGGCUUUACCAUGAGGCUGACAAGACCUACAUGCUACGAGAAUAUACAUCACGAGAAAGCAAAAUUGCUAAUUUAAUGCAUCUUCCACCUGCCCUCUUCACGGAACCUAAUGAAAUAUCACAGUAUUUACCAAUAAAGGAGGCAGUUUGUGAGAAGCUAAUAUUUCCAGAAAGAGUUGACCUUAAUCCUUCAGACUCACAAGAAAGUACACCCGUGGAAUAGGAUGUGAUAUGACAUGUUUUCACUGUGGAAUCUGACUGGACAUGUUGGCUAUUGUAGGAGGCAUUUUUGUUAUGAGCAUUAAUUACCUUGCUUAUGUACAGACUUUCUGUAGCCUUAAAGGAAAUGAAAAUAAAAGGUUGUAGGCAGGUUCUAUACAACUGCUGUUUGUACUGUCUAUCUUCAAAUUCAUAAUCCAGAUUUGUAUGUUGUAGAGUUAAAUUUGGAUUCCUAAAUUAUCACAAGGUAUGACCUCAGCAGUAGUGAUGUGUACAUGUCUCAUGAGCUAUGGACCUAAUAUGCAUCCAUUAUGAAACACUGUCUUCAACUGUAAAGAGGCUAAUUUAAAUAAGUUGCAAUACCUUGUGACUUUCAUAGGAUUCCUGACUGUGCAUGUUGAUUUACUGGCUCUUCAUUUUGGGCUUUCUGAUAUUCACACUUGUGGAGAGUUGUGACUUGUUAGGAAAUUAAUCUUACGGUUGGUUUAAUGAUCUUUACUCAGAAAAACUUAAAAAUGUAUUAUACCUAAUUUUAAGUUUAACCGUGAAAUUUAAAGCAAGUUUGAGAAAUAGAACUAAGAAACCCAAGUGUUUUGGGAAAGUUAGGCCUGGAAAGUUGGACAGAAUUUCCUAGGGUAUCAGAGCUGUCUUUCCUCCCUCUUUUCAGUAUGAGGCCUUGAUAAUACAGUAUAAAAAGAAAAUUUCAAAUAAUCUGGUUAUUUUGAUGAUGACCAUUUAAAAUUUUUAUAUUUUCUACCUUUCUAGAUGGGCUUCAUAAAGUGGAAAAUAUAUAAGCAUCAAUCAAGUAAAGAAGUAAAUUCUUAAGUAACUUUUUUUAAAGAACAAGGAGGUAAUUACCUCUUUGUUCAGAAUUGAAAAAACUUAUAUUUCCACUUGAUUGGUAAGCCAUUAAAUAAGAAUAUCUCAUUGAAAGUAGUAGCAAAGCCCUUCAGAUAUUAGCCUGAAGAUAAAUUUCAGUGAAAAAAAUACAUUUGGAUAUUCAUCAGUGCCCAAACUUUGGUAUAUAGUUGUGAGCCAAACAGGCAGGGUAUAUCUUAUUAGCUAAAUUUGGUCACUGAUAGCUUUAGUAUUUGUCUGCCUUCUCCAUUUCCUCCAAAGUAUAGGAAAUUAGAAUUUUUGUUGUUCAUUGUAUAUUAAAUAUACCUGUAUUUAAAGUUUUCUGUUAGGAUAGGAAGUGUGAUGAUGUGUAUGCAUGUAUGUAUAUAUGGGUAUAUAUAUAUAUAUAUACACACACACACAUAAAUACAUUUUACUCAGCUUUCUGCUUUUUUUUUAAUUUGCCAUGCAGAUUUAAAUAGAGCAGAGACUAUUCAUGCAGAUUAUAAGAAAUGAAAAACAUGUAAGACUUCAUUAAUUGGUGUUUCUGGGCAAUGUAUGCUAUGUGUAUAUGUUUGUGUAUACACAUGUAUUUUUAAAACUUGGUUGAUUUAAAUGUCUUGGUUUUCAAGUAGUCUUAGAUUACUUAUUUUGAUAAUGCAUUGCUAAACAUUGUGGAAACUUAAAAGAAUUGCAUUUUUUUUAAAGAGUGUAGAUGGUGGUUAGGAUGAGUAUACUUCUGAAAUUUUCAUUAGUUUUACUCCCAUGGGGGAAUACCAAGAAAAUGUAUUUGGCCAUUGCUAAAUAUGACAUAUACCAUUUUAUAUUUAUUUGUUGCAAUGUCUUUUGUAAGAAUAAAAAUGAGGAAUUAA